AUGGGAUCCUCUCCUCCAACUUCAAGCUCGUCAGACGCUGAGUCAGAAGAUGAAAAUGAAGAGUUUGGAAGACUACUAAACAUCAAGUCUGACGACUUCCUCGCUCUCGGCGAGAAAAUUCUUCACGACAUCUUAAAAAUCACGUUUACAUCGACCUCCGAGUCUCGUAUCAUCGACAAGUGCUUUGGGUCCUUCAACAUCGUCCACAUCCUCGAGUUUGAUGGAGAGCAUAAAAUUGUUAUUCGCGUGCCUAUCACCGGAAAGUCUGGCAGUCUAGAGGGCGUAGCAUGUCAGGCUAUCGAGUCACAAGUGCAGACUAUGCGACACAUCCGCGCGAACACUACCAUUCCGAUUCCAGAAGUCUACUGUUUCGACGGAACCGACAACAACGAAAUAUCUGCCCCGUAUAUUGCCAUGGCAUAUAUUCCUGGUGUCAAUGUCGGGAAAAUGUGGUUCAACAACGAUGGGGGUGUUGAGGAGAGACGUCUGAAAAUACUUUCGCAACUCGCUGGCUUUUCUUGUCAACUUGGAAAGUUACGCUUCGAAGCGAUCGGGUCGCUGCUGCCUCCACUUCCCUCCGAAAAUACUAUGAGCAGCAUUGGCCCGUGCUUCGAUUGGGUCCAGCCAGAAGAAGACCCAGACGAUGUUGGAGUCACAUCGUUUGGGCCAUUCUCGACAAGCGAUUCCUGGCUACGGCAUAGCUGGACACCGACAAUCCGCAAUCCCAAAGAUCAUUACGGGAUUGCCUGCUCUAAAAUUCUCGAAGCAAUGUUCCCUCACCUCCCCCAAACUCCGCCCCACUACACACUGACCAUGCCCGACUUCGACUCGCAAAACGUCAUGGUCGACGACGACGGCAACGUCACGGGGCUCAUCGACUGGGACAACGCACAGACCAUGCCCGACUAUCUCGGCUUUGCACGAUUCCCCGGCUGGAUUACGCGGGACUGGGACCCACUUAUGUAUCACUGGCCUCAUUCCGAUCGCGAGAAUUCACCGGAAGAGCUACACCGGUACCGCCAGCACUAUUUCCGCGAAAUGAAGACCAUCCUCGCUGCAACCGGCUCCAAAGACUACCACCUCACCGAAAAGUCACAUAUAUUUGAGGCGUUUUACAUCGCCAUUGCGAAUAGGCAACACACGAUCCCGAUCUGUGUCAAAUUCGUGGAAGAGGUCAUCCGUGCACUACCAGAGGGAAAUGCGUUCGACAAUUUGGACUGGAAACCGCUUGGUGUGCUUCUUGAUAUUGCGUAUGGAGAGCUGGAGGAGGAGCCCUGGUUACAGCUACAGACGGGACUGGAGAGGCUGAUGGCACUUUCAGAAUAG
Messenger RNA from Mycena indigotica, 1326 nucleotides. RefSeq lists its product as uncharacterized. The coding region runs from base 1 to 1326 and encodes 441 amino acids. The record is from RefSeq and is a predicted model, not a curated record. Lineage: Eukaryota; Fungi; Basidiomycota; Agaricomycetes; Agaricales; Mycenaceae. The transcript has a single exon.